AUGCUGGCGGCAGCAGCGCUGUGCGCGGCCGCGCUGGGCUGCGCGGCGGGGGCGCGGCUGCUCAGCGCAGUGGACAUUUCCCUCAGAAGAGGGCAGACGGUUUGCAGGCGUGGCACGCAGAAACCCUGCUACAAAAUCGUUUAUUUCCACGAUGCCUCCCGCAGGAGCAGCUAUGAGGAAGCUCACCUGGCCUGCAGGGCUGACGGGGGACAUUUGGUCAGCAUCGAGAGCCCGGCAGAGCAGAGGCUGAUUGAAUCCUUGAUCAGGAGCCUGCUGGCUUCGGAUGGAGACUUCUGGAUAGGGCUGAGGAGGAGGAAGGAGGAGGAGGACAACAGCACCGAGUGUCACAGCUUCUACUCCUGGUCAGAUGGGAGCUCGUCCAGGUUUCGGAACUGGUACGCGGACGAGCCGUCGUGCGGGGGCGAGGUGUGCGUGGUGCUGUACCACCAACCCUCUGCCCCGCCCGGCCUGGGGGGGCCCUACAUGUUCCAGUGGAACGAUGACAGGUGCACCAUGAAGAACAACUUCAUCUGCAAAUAUUCCCUGGGUGAGGAGGCUCCGUGGGAUUCCAGCCCCGGCAGGAGGAAGGAGGAGUGCGCUGUGGCAACAGAGCCCUGGAAGGCAAAAUUCCCAGAGGAACGCUGGAGGAAAGGUGCCAAUAGAACAGCUGGGGGAGCCAAAGAACCUGUUCAGGGCCUUGCCUUCAUCCUCAUUUCCAGCAUUCCUGUGCUGCUUCUCCUGAUGGCCAUCACAGGCAUCUCCUGCUUUUGGCUGUUCAUGAGGAGGAGACAGCAGCUGCUGGAUGUGACCCCGAAGGGUGACGAGCCCUGGCUGCCCCAGCCCAGCCCCGAGCUGGACAUCUACAGGGUGAUCAACAGACAAUCCGAAGCUGACCUGGCUGGGGCCAGGCCUGGCACCAAGAAUUCCUCCUUCCGUGCCCACGAGGGGCUGCAGAGCCCCUGCAGGGACGCCGAGGACACCUCCAGCAGUGGCUUGGUGACGCUGGCCAGCACGGAGAGCGGCUUUGUCACCAACGACAUCUACGAGCUCUGCGGGGACCGUGUGGGCAGGAGCGAGGAGUCCAGCUGGGUGGACAAUGAGAUUUAUGGAUACUGAGGAAAUGGACCCAAAAAAACCACUGGAGUUUGGAUUUCGGGUGUCAACACGAGUUGACUUGCCCUCUCUAUGCACUUGUUUAAUAAUGGUGUGUGUGUGGUGUCCGGCCUGGUUUUGCAUUGUGCCCUUGUUCUUCUAUUUUCUGCAAGAAUAGGGGUUUUUAAAGAUCCAAACUGAAAAGAUUUUGCUUUGCACCAAGCCCCCUUUGCCCCAGGAAUGGCUUGUUAAUACCCUCCAUUCCUUUUUGUACCAAAGAUAUGCCUUGAAAGUGAAGGACAAUCCAAAAUCCUUAUUUAUUUAUAAACUCCUCCUCCUCAAAGGUGCUAAAAGUUCCUGUGAUGUUUGAUCCUGCUUUCCUGGAGAUGCUGAACAUGGCAGGUGGGGAAGGAAUCCCUUGGUUUGCUUUGCUUGUGUGUGAGACUUCCCCUGUGCCUA
This is a messenger RNA of Pyrgilauda ruficollis (rufous-necked snowfinch), 1551 nucleotides long. It is a transcript of the gene LAYN, whose product is annotated as layilin. The transcript is spliced from 7 exons. Bases 1 to 1116 code for a protein of 371 amino acids. Gene Ontology annotation, molecular function: hyaluronic acid binding. Lineage: Eukaryota; Metazoa; Chordata; Aves; Passeriformes; Passeridae. The record is from RefSeq and is a predicted model, not a curated record.